CUCACUAUAUAUUACCCAAACACUUCCUUCGGUUUCAUCGCAUCUCAAAUUUCCUUUCUCACUUUCGAUUUUCAAUCAAAAUCUCAUUUUCUUUCUUUAUUCUCUCCGAUCUAAAUGGCACGUACCAAACAAACCGCUCGCAAAUCCACCGGAGGCAAAGCUCCAAGGAAACAAUUGGCAACGAAAGCUGCUCGGAAAUCUGCUCCGGCAACCGGAGGAGUGAAAAAGCCACACAGAUUCCGUCCGGGAACCGUUGCUUUGAGAGAGAUUAGAAAGUAUCAGAAGAGCACCGAGCUUCUUAUCAGGAAACUUCCAUUCCAAAGAUUGGUUAGAGAAAUCGCUCAGGAUUUCAAAACAGAUCUCAGAUUCCAAAGCAGUGCCGUUUCUGCACUUCAAGAAGCCGCUGAAGCUUAUCUAGUUGGUUUGUUUGAAGAUACAAAUCUGUGUGCAAUUCAUGCCAAGAGAGUUACUAUCAUGCCUAAGGAUAUUCAACUAGCUCGUAGGAUCAGAGGAGAGAGAGCUUAGAAUUUGUUAAUUUGUUAGGUGUUGUUCUUUAGGGAUCUGAAUCUGAUUGCAAAACCCGUGGUUACAAUUUUCGGCGUUGAAUGAAUAUCUUUUUACUCCUAAUUUACCACUGUUUUUGGGAGAAUAUGAAGUUUGAUUUUGUUCA
Molecule: messenger RNA, 670 nt
Organism: Lathyrus oleraceus (garden pea)
Lineage: Eukaryota; Viridiplantae; Streptophyta; Magnoliopsida; Fabales; Fabaceae
Product: histone H3.2-like
Exons: 1
Coding region: 115-525 (136 amino acids)
Cellular component (GO): nucleosome
Molecular function (GO): structural constituent of chromatin; DNA binding; protein heterodimerization activity
Source: RefSeq, a predicted model, not a curated record